Messenger RNA from Myodes glareolus (Bank vole), 2515 nucleotides. Lineage: Eukaryota; Metazoa; Chordata; Mammalia; Rodentia; Cricetidae. The record is from RefSeq and is a predicted model, not a curated record.
GACCAGGCUGGCCUCGAACUCAUUAUAGAUCCAUCUGCUUCUGCCUCUUGAGUGCUGGGAUUAAAUAUGUGAGCCACCACCACCACCCACUUAUAUUUUCGUCUUUUAUAAACUGUCUGUUCAUUUUAUCGAUCCACUUACUGAUCUUGUGGAUAAGCUUCUUGUGUAUUUUUUAUUUCUUUGUAUAUUUUAGAUACUAAUUCUAUGCAUUGUGUGCAUGCAUCAGGUCAAAGGUUCUCGCCUAUUCUGUAGGCUCCUCCACACAGUUAGCUUUCCUUUUAAAUAUCACCCGGCUCCGUUGGUCCAUUGUCGUUCUUAUUUCCUGGGUAACUAGAGUCCUACUGAGAAAGUCCUUGCCUAUGCUUGUGUCUGAAGUGUCCCUAUGGUUUCUCUCACAGUUAUAGAAUUUCUGACCUUACAUGAAGUCUGAUCACUCUGGAACUGGUUUGCACUGUGUUCUGCGCAGGCAGCCCUGUGCACACCUGGGACCAAGGUUGGGUCUUCCACUCAGGCCGCCAUCUCUCUCAGCCCUCCUGUCUGACAUCUGCCUUCACUCUUACCUGCUCACCCACAACUGCUUCUCUGAACCCCUUUAUCACCUAGUGUUCACCCUUUCCGUAGAUACUGAGUGCACUCUGCCUAGCCAUGAGACUCAAGUCUUGUGUCCCGUGGAGAGCAGCGCCUCCACAUACUUCCCUGUUUGUGGCCCUCCACUGAAUGACUGAUGCUUACUGGAUGAAUGAAUUAUGAACAGAUAGUGGCAGGGCCUGGGGGACCAUGUCCCUCAUCCCAUGGUUCCGGUGGAAUGACACCUCGCCCCGACUGUCAGCCCGGAGCCCAGCUGAGAUGGUGCUGGAGACACUUAUGAUGGAGCUGGCUGGGCAGAUGCGUGAGGUGGAGAGGCAGCAGAGGGAGCGUCGCAAUGCAGUCAGGAAGAUCUGCACGGGAGUUGACUACAGCUGGCUGGCCAGCGCGCCCAGGCCCACCUAUGACCUCAGCCCUGGUGAACGGCUACAGCUGGAGGACGUAUGUGCCAAGAUCCACCCAUCCUUCUGUGGACCUGCCAUCCUCAGGUUCCGACAGCUGCUGGCCGAGAGGGAGCCCGAGGUGCAGGAGGUGGCGCGGCUCUUCCGCUCGGUGCUACAGGAGGCCCUGGAGAAGACGAAGCAGGAGGAGGAAGCCCAUAAACUGACGCGUCAGUGGAGUUUGAGGCCUCGCGGCAGCCUGUCCUCCUUCAAAAGCCGUGCACGCAUUGCGCCCUUCGCCAGUGACAUCAGGACCAUCUCGGAGGACGUGGAGCGCGAUGCGCCACCCCCGCCACGUACCUGGAGCAUGCCGGAGUUCAGGGCGCCCCAGGCCGACUGACCUCCUUGGGCGGGCACCUGCAGGAGGGAAUGACAGACCGGUGACCAGGUUGCCGGUGCUGGAACCUCCCCAGCUAUCCCGAAGACCCACAAGCAGCGCUGCUGACUAUGGAGCCACCUACCCUACGGAACACAACUGCUUGGGUACAGGGAAGAGUCAGGACUUGAGCCCUACUCCUCCCCAGUAAGGUCUCCAGGUCCCAGUCUGAUGCAGACAUAAGGCCUGGCAUCGUCUCCUUCCCAUCUCCGACCACUGCCUAGAACAGGGAACAAAUGUCUGCUUCCUCCUUAGGGCUUGCGUCCUCAUCCUAAUUUCCGGGAUGCCCUAUUCACCCCAUCCAUUCAGGGCACAUUUUCUGACGACCAGAUGACACUCACUCAGGGUAGUCACAGUCUCGUAGUUCAAGACAGCUGGUGGGGACCAGAGACUGUUCAACUCACUGUUGAGCUAGUGGCGAAAAAUAGAGUUUGCCAAGGGUCUCACUGCUUUCGCCUUAACCCUGGUCCCUCUAGAGUGGAAUUGAUCCUGCCUCUGAGGACCAAUGGCUACAUCUCCAGCCGCUAUAGAUAGUCUUACCUAUCCCUUACCACUUACCACCACAGGGGUCAGGUUGGGGUCAAGGCUGCUCUCCCAGAAAAGUACUUAGGAAUAGUUAGGAUGAUCAUGGCCCCCAUGGUGUCAUCAUGUGGAGUGUGGCCAGUUCAGAGUUAGGGCUUGGAAGCCUUCAGACCCUGCUGCUGGAGCUGAGGCCUCUGUUCACACGUGCCCUCCACCUUUCCUAGGAAGUGAGGUCACCUCCAGUGUCUGAGUGACCAGUCCCACAUAGAGUCCUACAGCUUCAUGUUCUAACUGGUGGUGCAUUGUGGGCUGCCUGUGUAAAAUCUGGAAGGUGAGGUGCCCCCACACACUCUGGGGUAGAAGUGGGGUUCAGGGUAGUGGGUGAGCCAAGUGUCUGUCUCCAACUCCCAGAAAACACAAGUGAACCUUAUAAUAGUUCAAAUAAAAUGCCAGGGUAGGGAAAAAACACCAGGGAAUGCGUGUAGUCUCAGGCUCAGUGGGAUGUCUCCAGGCGUGUGUGCGUGCGUGUGUGUGUGCGCGUGCGUGAGUGUGUGCGUGUGUGAGUGUGUGUGCGUGAGUGUGUGUGCACGCG